Spinacia oleracea (spinach) is the source of this 3768-nucleotide messenger RNA. RefSeq lists its product as uncharacterized. NCBI's taxonomy places the organism in Eukaryota, Viridiplantae, Streptophyta, Magnoliopsida, Caryophyllales, Amaranthaceae. Gene Ontology annotation, biological process: positive regulation of transcription by RNA polymerase II; DNA damage checkpoint signaling. Bases 103 to 3489 code for a protein of 1128 amino acids. The record is from RefSeq and is a predicted model, not a curated record. Gene Ontology annotation, cellular component: nucleus. Gene Ontology annotation, molecular function: histone binding. The transcript is spliced from 12 exons.
GAGUAUUCCGGGACGGAGGGAGUACUCCGUAUAAUAGAGAUUGAUAUUUAGUUUGCUGGUUUGGCGCCAAAGGUUUCAGUCUCCCCCGCCACUUUUGCUGCCAUGGCAACCUUCCGUCCUCCUCAAUUUUCCGACGAUGUUGCUUGGCUUCCGGCGUGGCUUCAACCCAAUCAAUCGGCGGUUACACCGUCUCAAGGUUUGACGAGUGAGGAAAACUCCCGCCAUUCUCUUCAGGAUGUGGACAUCUUUAAAGGAGAGAACAGCCAGGUUAAAGAACCUUAUCUUUCAACACAUAGAGGGAGCAGAUACAACAUUUGCCAUUUGUAUUUAUCUGGAGAAGAAAGUUCGCCAGCUACCCUCACUCCAUCUUGUGACAAGCAGGUAUUGCAUUUAAAUCUGCAUCUUUCAUCAGACGGAACUUCGUCGAACAUUUCCAAUACACUCUUACAUAUUUCACUAGAUGACAAGCUUGAUUCUGCACUAGCUCUAGUUGGCACAAAAGAAAAGAGCCAGUGCAAUAUAGGUCAUGAUUCUUCUAAAAUGAAUAUUGUUCCUUCUCCUUCAAGUGAAAAAUACUCUGGAUAUUUUGCUAACCAAAUUCCAUUAACUAAUGAUGCUGGAAAGAACACUUUAGAGAUCUUUAACUCCAAUUGUGCUAAAGAUGAUGACAUUAGUGAUGCUGUGGAGCUCUCGAUUGCAGCAUCUGAAGCAUUAGUCAUACAUAAAAUAGUACAAAAUGAAUCAUUUUCGGCAGCUUUGUCCACUUCAGCAAUACUUGAAGUUGCUCUUCGAGUGAAACAAGCACGACUAGAUGAAUUAAAGGAUUCCUCAAAUUGCUUUGAGGAUUCUGAUAACACUGCUGACAUCCUUUCAGAUUUAGGGGACUCUGAUAUCGAGGAUGCAUGUAAAGAUGUUGGUCUGUAUAUCAGUAGCUUGGACAAUACCCCUCUUGAAGAUCUGUCAGCAUCUCGAGUUAAGGAGACUCCGUUGUCAGAAAUUCCUGGAGAGGAUACAGAGGUUCAAUGCAAAUGGCAGGGAGACCAGGAAAUAUAUUUCAAUAAUUGUUUAGUAACAGAGCUUCAGGAGAACAAUCCGGAAACAAAUAAAUUAAAGGACCCGCCAGCUGAAAUCUUUGACAACGAGAAGCUCGAGUUAGACAGAAACCUACCACUUGACUCGAUCUUAGUAAAUCAAUCACAGAAUGGGCAUUUAGAUGACCUGCAACUACUGCAGGAAGAAAAAAAUGACAUGACAUAUGUAGAGGGCUUCGCACAUCAAUUAGAAGUAAAUUCUCUUCCUCGGUCUCAACAUUUAAGUAAAGCGAGAUUAGACUCUAUACCUACAAAAUGGCAUUCACGUUAUGCAGACAUAAAUAAGUUGAACAACAGAUCAUCAUGCAGAUUCCAGAGUCGCUGGUUUGGUGGUUGGACAGGAAUGGAAAUAGAUGAUUGUGGUGAACUGAAAUCAAAGAGCAGAAAAACUAUCCCCAAUUUUUUUAUUGGUGAGACAAGUUAUCUUUCAGAAUCCAUCGAUGUUUUCCCUGAUCAGAACUCUGUUGUACAUAAUCAGCAUCUUAGCUCAAACACUACAGCCUCUGUAAAACCUUUUGAAGGUUCAUGCAAGUCAGCUAGUAAAGGGGCAUUUGUCAGUCAGGAAGUUGUUAAAGAUUCUGCAUCAUUUAUUGAUCCGUUAUGUUCAACGGUUCCCUGUAGCAUUUCUGCACAAAUCGGGGAUUCCCUUCUGCAAAUUAAUAACAAUGAUGACAAUCAAGUGCUUGAUGCUUUCAAAAGCUUCCCAACAGGUAUUGAAAUACCGUUGGAAACCGCCCAGACAAGUUCUGGCCACUAUGAUGAAAAUGUAAGUAAUGAGAAGCACAAUGGACUGGAUUUGGAUGAUGCUGGUCCUUAUCCUGUGGUUCGCCGGCAAUUGACGUCUCUCAAGACUUAUAGUACUGGACUGCCAGGAAAUUCUCCCUUUUCAUUCAAGAGAAACUUAAACUGUGAGUUUGUGAGCUGUGGAGAAAAUGAUGCCAGGGUGCUUUCUGACUCCACCGACUACACGAAUGAUAAGGAUACGACAAAGCAACCACCUGUCAAAUCCACGCCCAAUUGCGCUACAUCCAAAAGUAAUCAAGAAAAUCAAGAGGUGAAGUUGCUUUCACUGGAACAAUGCAUAAGCUGCACCAAAACCUCAGAUAAAGGAGGUCCUGAAAAACAACCACCUAUCAAAUCCAUAUUCAGUGGUGUUAGUGCAACAAAUGAUAAGGAAAUUCGUGUUGAAAAUGCAUGUGAAAGAGUGGUGCUAGAUCAGUUUGAAAGAAAUGGAGUGGAAUUGCAGGUAAAUGUUGAGGACAAUCCAACAUCUCCUCUUGUCCUAUGUCAUAGGAAACGAAGAUUUAAAGCUCCUAAAAUUAAUUUUAGUGAUGCCUCAGCAGCCAGUCUAUUGAAAGAUCAAGCUCCAGCUUCCGAUAAAACUUGUGACGAAGCCAGACAAAUUCCUAAAGAUCAAUUUAGAAAUAUUCCUAGAUCUGAGAUUUCAGCGAGAAAGCGAGUUCGUUUUUCAAAUGUUGACUUUGUACUUCAAAUCCCUCAAGGUCAAUUGAAAAAACAUCCCAGAAGAGUACUCACUUGUGAAAAUCGGUCAAGUUCCAGAUUGGGGUACAGGCCUGAAAAUUGUUACCAGGAGCAAGUUACUGCAUCUCAAGAAGUAAAAGAGCGUCUAACUAAAUGUCGCAUAAAGGGUAGGAAGAGAACAAUAUUCCAAGGCUUAGACUUUUUGCUGACUGGCUUUUCCAAGAAGAAAGAAAAAGAAAUCGAAGGGAUAGUGAGGAAACAUGGUGGAAUGGUCCUUUCUGAUAUUCCUGCCCCACCUCCUUAUCCAAGUAGAAGGAGGUCCUUGAGAUUUAAUGCCGAAAGGCUUCCCGUCGUCUUGUGCACAAAGAAGUUGCAAACAACAAGAUUUUUGUAUGGCUGUGCUGUCCAUGCCUUCUUGCUUAAAGUUGGUUGGGCAUAUGAUUCAAUUAGAGCUGGUUCUGUCUUGCCUCCUGACAAAUACGUUAUAUUAUCUAAUCAGAGUGAUAGGAUGCAGAACCAAAUCGGGAAAUCAAUUUAUCAAAAUGACAAUGACUACAUUUUUGACAAAGUUGGAAUUAUGCUGCAUGGGACGCAUAGUUUCUGCACCAAAUUGACUAAAGUUAUCAAGCAUGGACGGGGUCAUGUGUACAAAAGCCUGCAGUGGUUGGUUCAAAGUUUAGAGAAAAAGAAGAUUUCUGUUUGUGUUAUAGUUGCUGAGGAUGAGAAUCGUGCAACUCGUCACUUGAAGAAGUGUGCCUCUGAGCAGAAAAUAGCUGUAAUGCCGGCAAGAUGGAUCACAAACAGCUUAUUUGAAGGAAAGCUACUUCCUUUAACGGAUAAUUACCGUUCAUCUCAGCCACGGGCAAUCAGAGUUCCAGAAUUAGCCGCUGUACAGGAAUGGAGUCCAGAGAUAUGAUCCUUCGAUCCCAGCAUAGCAGGAAUUGUUUGAUUGAUUAUUUCCAAUAGUAGUCAGCGAGUAGAAUUCCCAUGCUUACAGAUCUUUAAAGUAUUUGUUUGCACAAAAUGUAAUUAAUUGUAAAUAUUACAUUUAUUGUUCAUAUGAGAAAUUGUAUUUUAGGUCUCAAUUGGGCUCAAAAGGAGAGUGUUGUAAAAUGAGUCUUCCAUGGGAUGAGUUAUACAAAAUGACAAUAAUUUUUCUUAAGUUAUUUUAAUGAUUUUAAUGAUGCUUUUAUGA